Periophthalmus magnuspinnatus is the source of this 1895-nucleotide messenger RNA. It is a transcript of the gene uox, whose product is annotated as urate oxidase. Lineage: Eukaryota; Metazoa; Chordata; Actinopteri; Gobiiformes; Gobiidae. Gene Ontology annotation, biological process: urate catabolic process; purine nucleobase catabolic process. Gene Ontology annotation, molecular function: urate oxidase activity. The record is from RefSeq and is a predicted model, not a curated record. Bases 61 to 954 code for a protein of 297 amino acids. The transcript has 8 exons. Gene Ontology annotation, cellular component: peroxisome.
AAAUGCUCCUCUAAACCUGCUCCAUGAGAUUUGGGCAUCAGGUAAAGAUCUGGAAAGGUGAUGGCAACUCAUCAGAAUGUAGAGUUUGUGCGGACAGGUUAUGGUAAGAACGCUGUGAAGGUGCUGGUUAUAAAGAGACAGGGAAAACAUCAUGACAUUAUUGAGCUGAAAGCCGACGUGGAAAUCACUCUGAAAUCUCGUAAGGAUUAUUUAACUGGAGACAAUUCGGACAUCAUCCCCACUGACACCAUCAAGAACACUGUGCACGCUCUAGCCAAAAUCAAAGGGGUAAAUAACAUUGAACAGUUUUCCCUGGAUAUUUGCAAUCAUUUUCUAACUGAAUUCAACCAUGUCCUACGGGCCAAAGUUUACAUAGAGGAGGCUCCAUGGAGAAGGCUAGAGAAGAAUGGUGUACAGCACGCUCAUGCUUUUAUUCUCAGUCCUGAAGCUGUUCGGUUUUGUCAGACUGAGCAAGAUCUCAAUGGUGUGCCAGUUGUUCACAGUGGAAUCAAGGACAUGAAGGUCCUGAAAACGACACAGUCUGGGUUUGAAGGCUUCUUUAGAGAUCGAUUCACAACCCUGCAGGACAGCAAGGACAGGUGUUUCUGCACCUCAGUUUACUCUAGGUGGCGCUACAAUAAAGUGCUCGGUGUUGACUUUGAUGCUGCCUGGAAUGGUGUUAAGGAUACAAUAAUUGAGAAGUUUGCUGGUCCCUAUGACAGUGGAGUGUACUCACCCUCUGUGCAGAAGACGCUUUAUGAGUCUCAGGUCAUGGUUCUGGAUCGACUCCCUGAGGUUGAAGAAAUAGAGAUUGUCAUGCCCAACCAACACUACUUUACAAUAGACAUGACAAAGAUGGGCUUGAGCAACAAAGAUGAAGUCCUGCUUCCCCUUGAUAAUCCCUCUGGAAACAUCACAGGGACUCUGGGCCGGAAACAACAAGCCAAACUAUAAGCACUAAACAAAACCAUUGGAACAACCACUAUUUUUUGUGUCAUUUACAUUGGAAUCUAUCAUUAAUGAAAGUCAAACUCCUAAAUUACUCUUUGGUGAGAAAACAGCACCAUUUAUUGCAAAUCUUUUAGGGACAGAGCCAGUGUUUUGUUGCACAUUGGUCAUACACACUUCAUUACAGCGGUCUCAGUCACAAAGGUAAAGCACCACAGAAAGGAAUAUUUACACAUAAAUAAUCUCAUUUUUGGAGCCUCGGUUAAAUAAACAAAGGUCAUGUUUAGAAACAAUACAAACUAAAUGUUACAUGCUCAGCACAGAUGGCCUCAGCUGCACAGUUGUGAUCACUAACUGACCUGUUGGAGAUUUAUGGGGUGCAUAAUAAAAAUUCAAUGUAUGAUACAACAUAGACAGUUUUGUACUAGAUUUCAUCUUGUAUAUAAAUACUUUUAAAAACAUUGGUUUAACCUCAUUUCACUCACAAACACACCCACCAUACCUGCAAAAUGUCCACCUAUUCUUCUAUUAAAUAACAGAAAAUAAAAUACAACAUCUCAAGCAGCAGUAUAAGAUUAAAUGAAAAGGUAAACAGCAUAGUGGGCCCAUGUGCAGCCCUUUUAGGGAGUGAGAUUAUUAAAAACAUACUGAAAAAUUCUGUUAAGGUGCCACUAGAGGAGUCUUUGAAAAGCGGCAGCUAGACUGGGAUCACCUGACAUACUGAUUGUCGCUGAGGUGGGUUUUUGGAUGGUCUAUUGAUGCUAUGAGGCAUUGCUCUUCAGGUGUUGAGUCUGUAAAGGUUUCACAUGGUACUCAUAGAUUUUGAGUGCAGGUCCCAGCUUUAUGGACAGGCCCGUCAACACGUCAUUACGCGUCAUCAAGAGAAGAGACUUGCCGUCGAUUUCCUGAGAUUAAAAUAAAAGGUCAGCUUCAUUGUCUGCAAAAAA